Molecule: messenger RNA, 1641 nt
Organism: Diaporthe batatas
Lineage: Eukaryota; Fungi; Ascomycota; Sordariomycetes; Diaporthales; Diaporthaceae
Exons: 3
Coding region: 1-1641 (546 amino acids)
Molecular function (GO): iron ion binding; oxidoreductase activity, acting on paired donors, with incorporation or reduction of molecular oxygen; heme binding
Source: RefSeq, a predicted model, not a curated record
AUGGCCUCACUUCUACUUGACCUACCUAAAGAAAACCUGUCAACAUGGAUCGCCCUAACUGCUUUGGCUGGGCUCACGCUUUAUUACAUUCGCCUGAAACUGUUGCCAAAACCGAUACCAGGCAUCGCGUGCAAUGAUGGCGCAGACAAGUCGGCUUUUGGUGACAUGCUUGACUUUGCACGUCAUGUCGCGACCACCAGUGAGCCGAUGGACUGGUUCCGAAGGCAGGCCGAGAAGCACCGGAAGCCGCUCCUGCAGCUCUUCCCGCGUCCAUUUGGGAAGCCUUUCGUGUUGCUUUCCGACUUUGGAGAGGUACAGGCUAUGAUGCUGAGCCGCAAGAGCACCUUCGACCGUUCCAGCCUGUUUCGUGACAUACUUGGCGGUGCCGGCGAACACCACCAUAUCCUGAAGAAAUCUGGCAAGGAGUGGCAGAAUCAGCGCAGCCUGCUCGCAGACUUGAUGGUUCCUGCUUUCCUACACAACGUUGCGGCGCCGCACAUAUACACAGCCGUGCACAACAUCAUCGAUCUUUGGGAGGCGAAGACGCGAAUAGCAGAGGGCCGUCCGUUCAGAAUCGACCUGGAUAUUGACUAUCUGGCUCUGGACGCGGUGCUAGCCUUCACGUAUGGCGACGCCUACCCGCAAAGAGCUGUGGUCUCGCAGAUCGAAGGCCUCGAAGCUUUAUCUAACAAAGACAUCCUAAGUCUACGCAAAAAAGCAGAAAAGCUUGGCCAUGAUUCUUCAAUAGACUUCCCGCCGGUACCGAUUCACGAGGAUAUGGAUGCCAUCCUGACGAUGGUGCAUAUGGCGGAGACUCUGCAGUCAAGUGUGUUCCCAACAUUCACGUGGUGGUGGCUAAGCAAAACACCGAAAAUUCGCAAUGCCUGGGCCAGACGUGAUGGAUUAGUCGCCAGCCAGAUUGCGAAGGCCGUGGAUCGUCUCCAUAAGAAUGGUGAAGACGACACCUGGCUUCGAAAUGCUGUUGAUCUGAUCGUCAAUCGAGUGAGGAGUUUCGCAAAGAAGGAGGGCAUGGAGCCAAGUUAUAUCAACCCCAUGACUUUGGAAGAGGUCUUUGGGUUCACUAUGGCUGGCCAAGAAAGCAGCUCCAGCACUCUUAUAUGGGCCCUAAAGUAUCUCACGAAUCACCAGAAUGUGCAGAAAAAACUCCGCUUUGUGCUGCAUGCAAGCCACAAUCAGGCACUCGCCGAGAAGCGCGAGCCGUCGGUCAGCGAUAUCACCCAUACACAGAUCCCUUAUCUAGACGCCGUGAUGAAUGAGUGUCUCCGACUUGGCUCACCCAUCCCCUUCCUGGCACGCGACGCUGAGGUCGACACAGAGAUCCUGGGGGUGCAUAUCCCCAGGGGAACAACAGUCUUCGCCCACACGCUCGGCCCAAGUCUCAUGACACCGACACUAGACAUUGAACCAGAGUUACGCUACAAGACUGCCCAGGGUUCGCGGACCGGGGAGUGGGAAGACGAGGACAAGCCCAAAUUCCGGCCUGAACGCUGGCUAGUCGAGAGCCGCGACCCAAGAACUGGCGAGACGACCGAAGCAUACGAUCCUAACGCAGGUCCCUUUUUGGCAUUUGGUAUAGGCCCCAUUUAUACGUACAAGGAGGGUGGUGUAUUGAUCAACUAG